AUGAGGCUGCUGGCCUGGGCAGCGCUCGUCGGCGCCCAGUGGACCUACCCCGUCCCGCAAGCGCCGACGAGCCCCCCGGAGCUGUCCAACGCGACGACCACCGGCAUGACCGUGACCUGGGAACCUACAAUUGAAAGCGAGUCCUACGCCGUCGACGCCUACCGCGUCGAGGUGCUCUCGCUGCAGGAGCGGCACAAGGGCUGGCAGGUCCUGGACGACGCCGUCGAGGAGGCCCGCACGAGAAACGAGGUGCAGUUCAUCAACGUGCGCGUGGACCGCGGUUCAAGGGUAAGUGGCGGCGGCUUCUGGCUCUACCUCGCGUACGACGGCAUCCACCCCAUCGACACGGACCACAAGCAGGCCGUCACGCCGGAAAUCCCCUGGGACGCGUCUGCGGCGCAGAUGAAAAGCGCAUUAGAAGCAUUAGACACGGUCAACGUCGUGCAAGUUAGACGCUGCGACGCCUCGUUUUUACCGAACAAGGACCUCACAGGGACGGGAGCCGAGGCCUGGGUCGGGCGCUGCCCCUUCGGCCAUUUAGGUGGAUACACCUGGGUCGUCGAGUUCGAGCGGCCGCGCGCGGAGAUGGACGAGGCCUGGUCCGGAGCGUACCCCCGUGCUGUCGAACUCGCACGGGACGGCUGGAACGAGCGCCUCCAGAAGGACGUGAAAAGCGCGCAAGAAGCGGGCCGCAUGCCCCUCAUCAGUGUCUGGAAGGAGACGAUCUCGCUGCGAGACGGGUACAAGUGGUCGGGGCCCGGCGCCGGUAUCGAGGUCUGGCGCGCGUCGAACUACCAGCCGUGCGGGUCGGCCGAGUGGAACUACCACGAGCUGAACCUGGGCCACGACUUUGAUAAGCCCAUGCCACCCCCACCUUUAUGUACGUAUCGGGCCGAGAAUUUGAAAAGACCGGGCGGGUUGUAUGCUUUUCGCAUCUCGGCCCACAACGCGGCGGGCUGGUCGCCGCCCUCGCAGCCGUCUUCAUAUAGACGCCUGGACGCCGUCGAGCCGCCUCCUAGACCAAUCGCGCCGGUCUGGGCCGUGCCGAGCGACGCCCGGUUCAGGCAAGGAUCGGCCACUCUAUACGCGUCGCGGCCCGACCAGACGGAGUCCGAGUUCGCCGCGCCGGCGGCGGCUUUUGAUGUGCAGUACAAGUAUGAGGGAGACGACACCUGGUUGGAUGGGGGAAGAGUGACCGCCGACGAGAGCGGCUGGGCGGCCCGGACCAUUGAUGAUUUGGAUGUGGAGCGAAAAGUUGUCGCACGUGUCCGCGCGAGAAAUGCGGCCGGUUUGAGUGCCUGGUCGGGCGCCUCGCCGCCGGGCCACGUGACGCGCGACGCGCGGCCGCCGCCGCCCUCGAAGCCCGCUUUGGAACUCGAUGGAGACGAGAUGCAGGUCCGGUGGCUGCCGGCCGCGGCGGGCACGACGAACGCGCGGCGCUUCUCCCUAGAAACGCAGGCCUGGCGCGGCCACGGCUUCUCCACGCCGGACCAGUGGGAGCGUGCGGACAACUCGAUUAGCAUCGUGGAGACGCCGCAGAGCGACGAGGUCCAGACCGUGACGUGUCGGGUGGAUGGCACGUUUCGGUUGCGACUACCGGUCAAAGGGUCCUACGACACGGGCACGAUCACGACGGAUUUGCACAGAGGGAGCCUGGCGGGCGACGUCGUGCGGGCGCUGGAAGGGCUCGAUGCUGUGUCGCAAGGGAGCGUGUCCGUGCGGUUAAUAUCCCCGGGCAAGUGGCGCGUCCACUUCAAGGACCCCGAUGCCAUCGCUGGAGAAGACUUGAGGGCGUCGAACGUGUUCCCCCAAUUAUUGGGAGAGUCCGUGCGCACGUCUGAAAAAUGGAAUAGGCAAGAGCAGGGCCCCGAGGUUCUGAUUGAGAGGACGUCGUUAGCUUCUUCCGAAAUUUUGAAAGAGAGUCUGGAAGCAAGGGUGCGCAACCUCGAACCGCACACGCACUACCGAGUUCGCGUGAGGGCCUUCGUUGAUGAGGAGGGAGGCGAGUGGUCCGAGCCGAGCGACUGGCUCCAGACUCCUGACGCGGCGCGCGUCUACGAAUUGUCCGGAAGGAGUAAAGUACGGGCCGCGGACGGCACGUCGCACGCGCGGACGGCCGUCGAUUACCGACCUGCCUUAGCUAAUGACCCCGACUACGUGCAAGGCGCCGCUGUUGGAGGUAUCGGCGUGUCAGGAUGGAAUUCGGCAGAAAAUGAUGGAGAUGGUGGAGGUGGGUUAGUAGUGAUAGCGGCCUACACGGGCCUCGCCGCGCAUCCGAUCCCGCACAGCCGCCAGGUCUUCUUCGCGUCGCGCGUGGCCCAGACGUACGCCGUGCCGUCCCGACAUUCGGGGCGGCCCGGGGCGCGGCGCGUGAUCGUCAAGGCCUGGGGUGGUGGGGGCGGCGGCGCGGGGGCCGGGCGCGGCGAGCAGAACAAAACGUCGCGGGCGACCGAGUCGCAGACCGACUACAUCCAACGCGAUAGGUUCUGGGGCCGCGGCGGCGGCGGCGGCUUCGCGCGGGCUUCUUUAUCAGUGACGCCGGGCGACGCGCUGGAGAUCCUGGUCGGGGGUGGAGGUGGUGGAGCGGUAAGAGGCAAACCCGGUGUUGGUGGGUGGCACGGCGGUGCGAGUGGCGGCGCGGGCGAGUGGGGCGGCGGCGGCGGCGGCGGCAUGUCCCUGGUGAGGUUGAAUGGCCAGACGAUGUUGGUCGCAGGCGGCGGCGGCGGCGGCGGCGCGACGGACUACUGCUGCGCGCACGGCGGUGGGGGAGGUGGUAUGGUGGGAGGCAACGGCUCGGCGCCAGGAUUGGAGACGCCCGUGGACAUCGCCCCCUACAACGCGAGGCGCCACGAGCACUCGGCGGUCGAGGGCGAUCCGAGUGGCACGUCGGUCCACGAUCGCGACGGGCGCGACCCGCGAGAUUUAGAAGGUAAGCCGGCACGACACAGACAUUUAGAUUUUGGUAUGGCCCCGGGCGCGGACUAUUCGUCCUUAGCGACGGGCGGUACCGGCGGUGCUAUGGAAGGUGGCCGACCUGGGAAAAAUGGCGCCUACGAAGUCUCGUCGGCGGGCGUAUUAACGGACGCAGGAACGGGCGAGGUUAUGAUUCAGACGCUCGACAAGCCCGCGGACCAGGACGCAUCUGUUGGGUUACGAUAUAAGGGCGGCAAGGGCGCCGCGGGCAAGGAGGGCGGCGGCGGUGGCGGAGGCGGCUUCUACGGGGGCGGCGGCGGCGGCGCGGGCGUCGACGCGGGGGGCGGCGGGGGCGGCUCGGCUUUCGUGAACGAGUCCCACGUGUCGCUUCAUCAAGAUUACGUGUGGGGUGCGCAACGGCCGCCGCAACCGUUUGUGGUGGACGCGAAUCAUACCGCAGUCAGCUUACAAUGGCCCAUGAAUGAUUUUGCGAGAACCUUCCUCGCGGAAAGAUACCACGUGGAGAUGGCGCUGGGCAUCUCGCUCGAGUUCCAGCUCGUCGGGGUCUACAAAAUUGAACAGGGCGGUGCUUCCGUAGGCGGCCUGGACCCGGAUACCACUUAUCGCUUUCGUUUGAGAGGCGCGAACCACACGGACACGUCCCACGCGGGUCAGUUCGUCGAGGUCAUUACGAGAAAGGAACCGGCCGACGCGUGGGCGCGCGUCCACCCCGUGCCGCGGCGCUACGCGGACGGGGGCUAUGGACGAGCAUCACCCGUUGCGAAGACUCCUCAUUUCUCGAAAGGCGACCAGACAGGACUGUUAAAUGACCUCACGGACGAUGCGACGCGCGAGAGCGACGCGCCGUCCCAAUCAAGGCCUACAAUACCUUCCGGCCGCGGCGGCCACACGUUAACAACAUUAGGAGGUCGAAAGGAGUACGAGGCCGGCAACAUUUCUUUAGAUGAAUUAGGUGCCGCGUUCCUGUUCGGCGGCGCGGGCGACGGCUACGAGUGCGACGGCGCCGUCGGUGCGUCGUUCCGGUUGGGCGAACGGUUCGGCUACGAGAGCGCGGACGACAAUUGUGCGAGGAGGCAGGGCGAGACGAACGAAUUGUGGCGCUUAGAUACGGGUAUGUUGGAGUGGGAGCUCAUCCUCCCGGCCCGGAACCAGACGUGGCCAGCACCUCGGGAACGACACGUCGCUACUGUACUAGGUGGCAAGAUCGCCGUGUUCGGUGGUAUGCGCGACGAAUUCACGGAUCAGGCGCAUGCCUAUGAUGACUUAUGGUUAUUAGAUACGGGAAAACCGCAGAUACAGACGUGGGCCGGCACGCCUUCUUACUCGACCGUGGACGAGCCCAUCGAUCUACCGGACGCUGAUGUUUUGCAUUUCGACGUGAACGUCACGGCUGAUGAGGAGUGGUGCGUUAGGGAUGUGGACGUGCGCAUACGGUUGGAGCACCCCUGCGUCGAGAGCUUGUCCAUUGAAUUACUAGGACCGGGCCCCACGUCCGGGUCGUCCAAUUACUACAAACCUGUGGCCAACUCCUGGCCCGUCGUGUUACUCGCGCCGGACCACGAGGCGCCGUGUAGGAAAUUACAAUUGCCAGAAAAAGGUCGAGUGCAGGACUUCAGCAACCGAAGUGUAGAUGGCGACGUUUUUAAUACAUGGGGCUGGGCGGCGCACGGGUCGGCCUUGGGCGAGUACCCCUUCGACCCGGAGACUGGAGGGAGGACCAAGCAUGCCUGGGACGAGCCCCAGUGGCUGGAGUUCGAUGAUGACGCGAAGGUUGCCAUUGAUGAUCUAGAUCAUGCCAAGUUCAGCACCGGUGGGACGUAUCGACCCGUCGAUUCCUUAUCAGAAUUCGAGGGUGCGGUUGCAAACGGCAAGUGGACGUUGCGAAUUACGGACCACGGCGGGCCGCACAAAGCGACCUGGAACAUCUCCGAGUGGGAAUUAACCACGAGACUCGAGCUUUGUCAGAGAACUUAUCGAUGGGAGCACGUCAACAAUAGUCUUGGUCAGAGACCACCGGCCCGAGCCGGUAGUCUAGGCGUGUCCACGGGUGACCAGCUCUUUAUACUGGGAGGGCGGAACGCGACGGACCCGAACCCGACGCGGACACUAUUUAGAUACGAUCUGAUCACGAAUACCUGGGCUGAGCUCACGCCAGAACCCGACCACCCGCGCGCGUACUCGCCUUUAGGAAAAGCUGCCGUAUUAACACCGUGGGGCGUCUACGCCUUCGGCGGCCUCGGCUUCGGCUUCACGGAGACGGGUGGCACACAAUCGUACUUUGACGGGCGGGUACAUUGGCUAGACAUCGUGAACCGACGAUGGUUUAGAGAUGUGGACGUAAAACCGCGGCCGCACCCCGGCAUCGUCCACCCGCCGCGGUCGCGCAACGGCAUCGCGGCGGAGGGCAUCGUCGAGCACCAGGCGAUUAUCGAGAGGGCGACGGCGCCCGCGGCGCCGCGGGCGCGCUACCGAGCUGCUCUAGCCUACGUCGACGAAGGCUUGGCGGACCACCUCGCGGCGUCGGAGGCGUCGCGGAGCGGCGCGGCGGCGCCGGGGUCCGUGGCGCCGCCCUCGUUGGUGAUGUUCGGUGGUGAUGAUGACGUGAUCGACCUUGACGACACGUGGCUCCUCAAGCUCGCGAACGCGUCGUUACGUGAUCCGGCGGACCCGCGCUUCGAGCUCCACUUAUCUCCCUCGAACCACUUCGCGUUCUGCGGGUGGCAGGUCCAGGGCACGGCCCAAAAACACUGGGACGAGCGGUGCGGCGCGGAGACGGACACGGGCAAGGUCUGCACGUUGCGGGAACUGAUCCAGCGGGCCUACUGCGUCGGGCAGUACCAGAGUUUGGGUAACUAUCCGCGGUAGUACUUUUUCUGUGCCCAGGAGGUCCCCAGGAGGUAUCACCGCGCGUCACCGAUCGUCCCGCAACCCGGAG
Messenger RNA from Pelagomonas calceolata, 5869 nucleotides. NCBI's taxonomy places the organism in Eukaryota, Pelagophyceae, Pelagomonadales, Pelagomonadaceae. The record is from the annotation of a GenBank genome assembly.